Amoebophrya sp. A25 is the source of this 980-nucleotide messenger RNA. The record is from the annotation of a GenBank genome assembly. NCBI's taxonomy places the organism in Eukaryota, Dinophyceae, Syndiniales, Amoebophryaceae.
GUAGACUCCGCCAUCGAUGACCCUAGGUCGCCAGCAGCCGCGGCAGUACAACAAGUGGGUUGCUCGUCUAGUUUUAAGAAUGGGGAUUGUUCUCGUGGUGCUGGUCGUGAUAUGUUCUUGGUGUAAGUAAGUAUUUCUAUUUUUUAUAACAACUGACUCUAUAAUAACGAUAAUAUGCUAUAAUCAAAAGCAUGUACUAUGUGAUCAUCGGCCAUUACGUGACGCUGCUCAACCUGUACAUCCACUUCAAGAAUAGGGUUAGUAAUGAAGCACGUAAUUAUUAUUUUAUGCUUCGCCCCUUGUCUUUCGAGCACUAGAGGGAGGGCAGGCUCUAAGCAAACCACAACAUCAAACGGAGAACAAACUACCACGUUUUUCACAGACAGGCUGCACCUGAUGACACGCCUUAUCGCCAGGCUGAUUAUCACGCAAGUAUUAAGGCCUAGGCCUCCCCUAAUCCAUCUCUAUGUUUAAGGCUCAGCUUUCAAUGGUCAUUGGGGUUGGUCACUGAGAUCGAAGAAGCGACCCCUUUAGAGAACAGGGGAAAAGGAAGGGAAAGGGGAGAGCUUUGAAGGGAGUUUCUUCCGUUCAGAGUCAUGAUGACCAUUGAAGGCUGAGCUUUAAUAUGUAUAAAGAUCCUGCAACAUCAUCAGCAUGCACCACAAUACCUCAAGGAAGAUAGUGGGGCAUGAUAUUCUUGCGGGAUUCCUACACCAGGGAGGGAUGAAUAGGGGGAAGCUCUAAAAGUAGUUCCAUCAUCCUCGAAUGAGGACCGGGUACCGUUUCCUUCUUAUUUUUAUUCCCUCUUCGCCAUUCCGAAAGCUGCGACGAACGAGGCAUCGACACCGAGUGGAACGCCUGCAUCUACGCCUAGUAGUAUUAAGGCUUGCUUCAUGCGAAACUAUCGUAUAAUUUUAGUUUUUAUCAUUGUCUCAUGCUGCUUCUAAUCCUAGACCCGGCUUCUCACCGAACCAGCGGGC